UCGAAAACCACGUGUUGUUGUUUGGGCAUGCCUGUGGUGCUUUCUCGUAGCACUGUGGGAACACUGUAUCCGUAUUUUUAAUCACUUGUGUUAUGAUCAUUAAUUUACGAAUAAAAUCCUCAAAAUGGAUCGAAGACGGAAAAGGUCCAAGCGUAGAUCUGACCAAACUACCUCUGCCGAUACUCAGAGCGCAGAAAAGAUUGAACUUGAUUUAGACAUUCAAGAAGACAAGUAUGACAGCUGUAAUGCGCUUGUACUGCCUUCUAAAAAACGCAAAACGAAGGAAGCUAAGCAGGAAACGUCCCCUCAGAAGAAGGGAAUAAGACUUUCCGCGAAAAAAAGAAAACUACUGGAAAAAGUGAUCAUCAAAAAGAAAAAGAAAUCCAACAGAGCUCAGCUGCUCGAAGACCUACAGAAAAAUCAAGCCUCAGACAAAUUAUUGUCUCUGAUGAUUUCAACAUCUGCCAUGCAAACAAAAGGAUUGAAAAGGUUUUCAGAGCUAGCCUCAACAACACAGCCUGAAGAUAAAACCGUGACAAGGAUAAACAGUAUAAAAGGCAGCAACCCUCUGCCGCGGAAACAGCCACAUAUCCACGGUGAUAACAUGCUUUCUCUCGACCAUCAGACGUCAUCAAGUAGUGACGAAAGUGAACCAGAUGAAGCACCAGAGGAAGAGUCAGGUGCAGGGGAGAAUAAAAAACUUCUCGAAACUUCAAGUGACGCACAGAGAAGGGAGAGUAGCUUGCCCUCUCCACCACUGGAACCUACAACUGUGAUUGCCAAAUGCAGUGACGAUUUCCAGAAGGCAUUGUCAGCACAAACUGAGACCACACAUAAGCCAUCCACGUACAUACCUGUACAGAGGUCACCAGAGAUACAAGCUUCUAGGCUUCAGUUGCCGAUUUUGGCAGAGGAGCAAGUAAUAAUGGAAGCCAUAAAUGAAAAUGAUAUUGUCAUCAUAUGUGGACAGACGGGGUCAGGGAAAACGACUCAAGUUCCUCAGUUCCUCUAUGAAGCCGGCUAUGCAAGUGAAAGCGGCAUUAUCGGAAUCACAGAACCCAGAAGAGUCGCUGCGGUGUCCAUGUCGAAACGAGUGGGAGAAGAAAUGUCUCUUAAACGUGCUGUUUCUUAUCAAAUUCGCUUUGAGGGAAACACGUCUGAAGAGACAAAGAUAAAGUUCAUGACUGAUGGGGUGCUUCUCAAGGAGGUUCAAAAUAAUUUCUUGCUGACAAAAUACUCCGUCGUAAUCAUUGAUGAAGCUCACGAGCGAAGCAUUUAUUCGGACAUUCUGAUUGGCUUGCUUUCGAGGAUUGUACCGCUACGCAGAAAGAGGGGUAAACCGCUGAAGCUGAUUAUCAUGUCAGCGACACUGAGAGUGGAAGAUUUUACCCAAAAUAAACAUCUUUUCAAGGUUUCGCCUCCAGUCAUAAAGGUAGAAACAAGACAACAUCCGGUGACCAUCCACUUCAAUAAAAAGUCCCCCGAGGAUUAUAUCCAGGAAGCAUACAGAAAAGUAUGCAAGAUUCACCAGCAGCUACCAGAAGGAGGCAUCCUGGUAUUUGUUACAGGACAACAAGAAGUAAUAUCACUGUGCCGGAAGUUACAGAAGAGAUAUCCUGUUCCCCAAGGAGUAACCCCUUCAAAGACAGCUAUAUCUUCUAGUGAUGUGGGUGAAGACGUGCAGUUGGAGGAAGAUUCUGCGAUCACUAAUAAGACCAGUACCAAAGAGAAAGGGCGAAUCAACUUAGACAACUACUCAGUUGUUCCACUUGAUGAAGGCCAGCUGGAGGAAAUAGUGAAAGAUGCUGAACCCAACGACGGUGUCUUAUCUUCUGACGACGACGGAGAGGCGGAACCAUUGGCAAAGGGUGCAGUCCACCAGCCCCUCACUGUUCUGCCCCUCUUCUCGUUGCUGCCGUCUGACAAGCAAGCAAAGGUCUUCGAACAUCCCCCCGAAGGGACACGUUUAUGUGUUGUUGCGACUAAUGUUGCCGAAACUUCACUCACUAUACCUAAUGUGAAAUAUGUUGUUGAUACAGGAAAGGUGAAAAUGCGAGUGUAUGAUAAGGUGACUGGCAUUUCGGCCUUCAUGAUAACGUGGGUGUCCAAGGCAUCUGCGGAUCAGAGAGCCGGCAGAGCUGGUAGAACGUGUCCAGGUCAUUGUUACAGGCUAUACUCGUCCGCAGUAUACAAUGACGAGUUUCCAAAGUUCACACCUCCAGAAAUAACUCGGAAGCCCGUCGACGGACUUUUACUGCAAAUGAAGGCGAUGAAUAUAGACAAAGUGGUAAAUUUCCCAUUCCCAUCACCGCCAGACAAAGUGGCACUGCAGGCUGCAGAAAAGAAGCUCAUCCUCAUGGGUGCUUUAACACAACAGCCUAAACCUGCACGUCUUAAGGACUUGCCCAAAUGGGAAUGGAGUUCUAGGGUGACGCCCCUCGGAAGAGCCAUGUCGUGCUUUCCCGUAAGCCCCCGCUAUGCCAAGAUGCUGGCGGUGUCGCACCAGCACAACUUACUUCCUUACACCGUGGCUGUCGUCUCUGCCAUGACGGUCCAGGAGCUUUUCUACGAUCCUGCUGUCUCCGAACAUGGACAAGCACAUGAGAACCACAAAAGAUGGAAGAAGGUGCGCGAGAUGUGGGCAGGGGAGGGGAACUCUCUGGCGUUGGGCGAUAUCAUGGUGCUCCUCAAGGCUGUGGGUGCCAGCGAGUACGUGGGAUGUACGCCACACUUUUGUGAACGCCAUGGCCUCCGCUAUAAAGCUAUGGUAGAGGUCAGAAAGCUGCGCAUCCAGUUGACAAAAGAACUAAAUCUGCUGAUUCCGGAUAUCAAUCUUUCCGUGGACCCGAAGAUGGAUCCACCGUCCGACUUGCAGGCGAAGCUGAUCCGUCAGGUUGUUAUGACGGGCCUCAGUGACCAUGUAGCCAAGAAACUGACAGAUGAUGAACGGCACAGUGAAAAUAAAGAGGUCAUUGCAAGAAAUGCAUACAAGAGCAUUGAAGUGGAUGAUCCCGUUUUUAUCCACCCCAGCUCAGUGUUGAGCACCAAACAGCCCCUCUUUGUGAUGUAUCAGGAAAUCUUCGAGACGACCGUAAUGUCCAUGCGAGUUGUAGCAGAGGUAGACCCAGACUGGCUUCCCGUUUAUGCCCCGAUGCAGUGUGUAUUUUCUGCACCUCUCGAAGACCCGGCUCCAAGAUAUUCUCGGGACGACGACAAAGUGCUCUGUUCUGUGAAGGCCACUUUUGGACCGUACGGUUGGAGCAUGGGCGUCAUAGAAAAGGAGUACCCAGAAGGCCUUGACAGAUAUCGCUGGUUCGCAAGGUAUCUCCUGGAGGGAGCCGUGUUGCCGUUUUUCAACAGUUACAGGAGAUUAUUGCUUUCUCCUCCCGUUACCAUGGUCAAGAGUUGGUCAAGACUACAGCCUCGCACAGAGUCUCUUCUUGGAGCACUGGCGUCCUCUUCGGUGGACAGCAGAGAAAAACUAGUGAUGGCCUGGGAAUGCAACUCUCAGUAUCUGCUAAAGGAAUACCUGGAGUGGGUACAAGAAAGCCUGCACGGCGAGAUUAGUCUCAAGUGGCCACCGACAAAGAAAUAAAAUGUAUAUGGAGACAGGUGUAAAUACAAAGCAGAAUAAAUGACCGCUAUAUAGUGUAAUGACUGUGCA
Messenger RNA from Ornithodoros turicata, 3664 nucleotides. RefSeq names its product probable ATP-dependent RNA helicase DHX37 (gene kz). NCBI's taxonomy places the organism in Eukaryota, Metazoa, Arthropoda, Arachnida, Ixodida, Argasidae. Gene Ontology annotation, biological process: maturation of SSU-rRNA from tricistronic rRNA transcript (SSU-rRNA, 5.8S rRNA, LSU-rRNA). The transcript has 26 exons. Bases 125 to 3595 code for a protein of 1156 amino acids. The record is from RefSeq and is a predicted model, not a curated record. Gene Ontology annotation, molecular function: RNA binding; helicase activity; ATP binding. Gene Ontology annotation, cellular component: nucleolus; intracellular anatomical structure.